Molecule: messenger RNA, 1401 nt
Organism: Lasiodiplodia theobromae
Lineage: Eukaryota; Fungi; Ascomycota; Dothideomycetes; Botryosphaeriales; Botryosphaeriaceae
Exons: 2
Coding region: 1-1401 (466 amino acids)
Molecular function (GO): protein binding
Source: RefSeq, a predicted model, not a curated record
AUGGGGAUCGACGCCGGCUUCGACAUGGUCCCUUGUCUAUCCAGAGGAGUCGUUGAUAGACACAACUGGGAUCGUUUCAUCCAUUUCAUCAAGGACCACUACAAAGAUGAUGUCCAGGUUGAAGUUAAACCGAACUACAUCGAAUUCAAGGCUGGGGAACACCCUCGACUGCCCUUUGAGGGCCACAAGUUCCUACGUUUCAGCUCGAAGAUUUCAGGCUCUAUCGCAUCUACCACAGGAGUAGAAAGCUAUAUCAACACUGUCACACGUAUUGCGAAGGUUCACUUCGGCUCUCGUGUCCAACCCUGGAACGAGUGCUUCGACCAGUAUGGUGAAUACGACUGGGAUGAAGUCAACGAGUCAAUGAGGUCCUAUCAGGAGCCAGACGAGCCAGAGAUCCACACUAGCCUCGCAUCAUUUCUCAACGGCACUGAUCCCAUCAAGGAGCUUGACAUCCCGCUUUUCGAAGUCAAGGACAUCCCGGGAAAAGGUAGAGGUCUCAUCGCUCGCUUCGAUAUAUCCAAAGGCACCCGGAUCCUUUGCGAAAAGCCGCUCCUCACAGUCGAAAGCAGGCCACCCGUUGAGUUGGAGCAAGUCCUUGCAACAAAGCUAAAGGCAUUAUGCAAAGCAUCGCAACGACAAUUCCUGUCCCUCCACAACAACUUCCCGGGAAGGCACCCAUUCAGCGGCAUUGUCAAGACAAACGCUCUGCCCUGCGGAUCCGGCUCACCCAUAGGCGGGAUUUACCCCACGAUCUGCCUCAUCAACCACAGCUGUGUCCCCAACUCCCACAACAAUUGGAACAACACCGCCGAACACGAAACCAUCCACGCAAUCCGGCCGAUCAGAGCCGGAGAGGAGAUCACAAUCCCGUAUGAUCAAGGAGGGACAUCUGCUGUACGACGUGCCUUCCUGAAGGAAUCAUUCGGUUUCGAGUGCAACUGCCGCGGAUGCUCUCGUCCUCGUUCCGAGCUCCAAGCCAGCGAUACCCGUCGUCUGCUAAUCCAAAGCCUCGACGAAGCCAUAGGGGAUCCCUCUUGCAUGAUGUAUCGACCGAAGGAGAGUCUGAACAACUGCCACUUACUACUUCAGGCCUUGGAAGAGGAGUAUGAUGGGUGUGCUUCAGUACUCGGUGCCAGGCUCUACUAUGACGCUUUCCAAGUGAGUAUCACACAUGGAGAUCAGGCCCGGGCGAGCGUCUUCGCGGAGAGAGCGUACAAACUCAGAGUUACCGGUGAAGGUGAAGAUAGCCCCGAGACACAGAGAAUGAAGUCUCUUGCGUUGAAGCCAGCAAAUCAUGGUAGCUUUGGACUGUGUUCCAUGAAAUGGAAGACGACGAGGGGGAUGAUACCGAAGGGUCUGGAUACGGCGCAGUUUGAAAAGUGGUUGUUUCGCGAGUAA